This is a messenger RNA of Rhopalosiphum maidis (corn leaf aphid), 2779 nucleotides long. RefSeq names its product lachesin-like. Gene Ontology annotation, cellular component: neuron projection. The record is from RefSeq and is a predicted model, not a curated record. Lineage: Eukaryota; Metazoa; Arthropoda; Insecta; Hemiptera; Aphididae.
CCCGACCGUCGCAAUAGUGUGCUAGUCGGUAAUGCGCUCCGUUAUCUGAAUCUUUAUCACGUCACGUGGUCCAAGUCACGCGGAUAUCAAAUCAUGGAGAUCUCGAGAAUGAUUUACCUGAUUCAUACGAUCUAACAAGUGGAUUUGGAGUUCAAAAAAAGAAAAAAAAUGUUUUGGAUAUCAGUUAUUCUAUUGUUUGUUUUAAACGGGUGUAAUGGAUAUCAACCCAAGUUCACUGAACCCAUUGGCAACAUUACUGUACCGGUUGGUCGAGAAGCUAUGUUUACGUGUUAUGUACAUGGCUUAGGUGGUUAUAGAGUUGGUUGGGUGAAAGCCGAUACAAAAGCCAUUCAAGCUAUACAUGACCAUGUCAUUACGCAUAAUGCUAGAGUGUCCGUUUCUCAUACAGAUGAUUCGACAUGGAAUUUACACAUAAAAAACGUACAAGAAGAAGACCGUGGUCAAUAUAUGUGUCAAAUUAAUACUGAUCCAAUGAUAAGUCAGAUGGGAUAUUUAGAUGUAGUGAUACCACCCGAUAUUAUUUACGAAGACACUUCAGGAGAUGUAAUGGUACCCGAAGGAGGAACUGUGAAGCUAACAUGCAGAGCCAAAGGUUACCCGAAACCACACGUUUUGUGGAGAAGAGAAGACGGUCGAGAAAUAGUUAUUAAAGACGCCAGUAGCACUAAAACUAAAGUUACCACGUACCAGGGUGAAAUGUUGCGGUUGACCAAGGUCAGCAGAUCCGAGAUGGGAGCUUACCUGUGCAUUGGGUCAAACGGAGUGCCACCGUCUGUUAGCAAACGCAUCACGGUCAGCGUUCACUUCCAUCCAGUGAUUUCUUCGCCUAGUCAGUUGGUUGGUGCUCCGAAGGGCACUGAAGUUAAGUUAGAAUGUAAUGUCGAAGCAUUCCCAAAGUCUAUAAAUUACUGGGUCCGAGAAAGUGGUGAUAUGGUAAUAACAAGUGACAAAUAUCAGACGAACAGCACGCAAAAAUCUAUAUUCGAGGAUCAAAUGGUGUUGACCAUAAAAUCGGUAGAGAAGUACGACUUGGGGUCGUACAGGUGCAUAGCUAAGAAUUCUCUCGGCGAAGUAGAAAGCAGCAUCAGAUUAUACGAGAUACGGGGUCUGGAUGACAACGAAGAUGACGAAAUCAGUGACCUGUCGGACCUUUAUCCGGAAUCGUACACAGAGACUCAUCACAUUUCAGGUGGUAGUGGUGCAAGUGGAAGUGUAGGUGGUAAUGGAGUUAGUGGAAAUGGAGUAGCUGACAACAGAAAUCGGACCAAGCAUAGGCACCAUACGGACUCAUAUUCACCCACGCCCAGUCCAAGCGCAUCUACCCGUUUGAUUCCGCCUUUCUACCGGACUAUCGAGUAUCUCUGACACGCGGUUACCGUCUGGUAAGCACGCGAUGAGCGUAUGCCAGACGAGCGUGACGCACGUGGUUCUUCCUAAUUGGCGUUCGUCGACACUGAUACGACUAAGCCACAAGUACACUCUACCACCGCGUUCUGUUACCGUCGAGGAUUAACGAAAUCGCGAUAAUAACAAAAUAUAUAAUAACAAACAAUACAACCUUAAAAAACCAAUAAUCAUUUUAGACCCAUAUUCUGCCUUUGUCCAAAUCUCGUAACGCGUGAAUAUAUGUUAAACCUUUCGCCAAACUACCUAUACCUAUAUCUACCCAUAAAUACAUGCCGACUUCCCAUUGUAUAAAAUCUAGUGAAUUACCAACAAAAAUGCGUCUAUGUGCUAGGUUGUUUGAAAAUGUACGCGCUCAAUAUAUUAAGAAAUACCCAGAUAAAAUUUGUUGAUUUUGGUUCACCUAUAACGCAGUUAGUAAUUUAUUUAUAUUAACAUAAACAAGAUAUGAUUUCCAGUAUAGUAAAAUAAAAUUAAAAUCGAUAUCUCAAAAUAUUCUUUAGAAGUAUUGUUAAAAUCGCAAUUAUUUUAUCAAAUAUAAAUUAAUAUAAUAACUAAACAACUCGUGUGUAUUAAUUUUUGUUUGAAAAUCAAUAAAAAAAUGUUAUGAAAACUUUUGAAUUGAUUAAGUUAGCUUUUGAAGAUAGUUCUUUAAGUUGAUAUUUAACUUUUUCCUAGCUUAAGUUUCUCGCGUCCCAAAUUUUAUAAAAUCCUCCUAUAUUCGCUAGACUUGUACUACCGUUACUUUUUAUUAUUCCCAAGACUGAAACUACCCUCAAAUUCUAGGGAUUUAAAAAAGAUUAUGACGCAAUUCGUAAUGUAAUAAUAUGGAUUAAAUUUAUAACUUUGGCAAAAACAUAAAAGUAUUUUCAUAGGACUCGAGGACCGUUAAAAACAAUGAUUUAAAGUUAAAAGACAAUAUUUUGAAGAUGACUCAUCCAAAUUGAUUAUAAUUUUCAACAACAAUGCAUAAUAAUUUGUCCUGGGUAUUUUUUGAGCGCACCUUGUAUGUAGUACGAUGUCGGGGAUCAUCGAUCUGGUGGAUUUAAAAUGUUUUAAUGUUUUUAAUUUGUAUGCGUUUCUCUGAAACUCUCUAAAUAUACCGAUUCAACAACGCCAAACGUAACGCUGCCUCCCGGUGUUAUUAUUUUAAUACUACAACAAUAAUGUAAUUUAGGCGCCUAUGUAUUGAGAAUCUUAAUGCAAUUAUCCCGGUCUCCAGACUUCGUGUUCCUCUUUCACAGGUAUGCAUAACAUAAAAUUAUGUAAUAAGUUUAACAAUUUGUUGUGAUUACUCAUUAUUACGAUAAUUAUUAAAACAAAAUUACUACUAUUAUUAUUAUUUUUAUUAUUA